Molecule: messenger RNA, 1776 nt
Organism: Diaporthe citri
Lineage: Eukaryota; Fungi; Ascomycota; Sordariomycetes; Diaporthales; Diaporthaceae
Exons: 5
Coding region: 1-1776 (591 amino acids)
Biological process (GO): transmembrane transport
Molecular function (GO): transmembrane transporter activity
Source: RefSeq, a predicted model, not a curated record
AUGGCAGCCGAAAAGCCGCAUGUGAGCGGUCCGGUGACCGGACUCGACGAUCAGCCAGUCAGUCAGGCGGACGAGAAGGGCCACGUCGCCGUCGACAGUGCCUCGGACUCGGGAUUGGGCUCUGACGAUGAACGCAACACUGGUGGCCUCGCCGGUGUCGAGAGGAUCGAGGCCGCCGCGAAGACUUGGACGAAGACAUGGCUCAUUGUGACUUACAUCUUUAUCUGGAUCGUAUUCUUCACCGACUCGCUACAGCAGCAGAUAUCUGCGUCCCUCCUCCCGUUUGUGACGAGCAGUUUUGGCAAGCAUGGCUUGCUCGGAACCACAAGCAUCAUUUCGACCAUCGUGGCAGGAGUGGCUAAGCUACCCCUGGCCCGCAUCUUGGACGUAAUCGGUAGAAAUGACGGCCUGAUCAUCAUGUUGACUAUCACGGUCAUAGCUCUGGUCUUGAUGGCCGCCUGCGGCAACAUCCAAACCUAUGCCGCCGGGCAAGUCUUCUUCUGGACCGGCAUGAACGGAAUCAGCUAUGUACUGCAGGUAUUCAUCGCCGACACUAGCAAGCUCAAGAACCGCAUGAUCCUCUUCGGCUUCACGACGACCCCUUACAUAUGCAACACCUUCGCUGGCCCUGCUGCAGCCCAGGCCAUCCUGAAGGGAAGCACAUGGCGAUGGGGCUUCGGGGCGUUCUGCAUCAUCAUUCCUGUCGUUUGUGCGCCGGUCGUAUUCGUCUUUGCGGUCCACCUGAGGAAAGCAAAGAAGCUUGGCUUGGUCAAGGAGAAGACCGACGCGGAGAGAAGCAGGACGUGGUGGCAGUCAAUCAAGUACUGGGUUAUCGAGCUCGACGUGUUUGGUGUCCUGCUCGGCGUGGCCGGGUUCUCUCUGCUGCUACUGCCUUUCAGCUUGGCCAGCUACCAGGCAGACAAGUGGAGAUCGGGAACGGUGAUUUCCAUGCUCGUCAUCGGUGUGCUCUGUCUGAUUGCCUUUCCCCUGUACGAGAAGUACAUUGCGCCCAAAACCUUUAUCCCUUACUCGUUGUUCAAGAACAGGAAUGUCCUAGCAGCUUCCCUGCUAGGUGGAAACACGUGGAUCUCCUUCUACUGCUACAAGCUCUACUUCUCUUCUUACCUGCAGGUUGUCUAUGACCUCAGCGUCUCGGAGGCUGGUUACAUCGUCAACAUCUUCAACAUUGUAUCAUGUGCCUGGGCCGUCCCUGUUGGCCUUCUCAUUCGGUACUCGGACCGUUUCAAAUGGCUUGCCCUCAUAUCCGUCCCUAUCUGGAUCCUCUUCACUGGACUCAUGCUCAAAUUCCGCAUGCCGGGCACGAACGUCGCCUACGUGGUCAUGUGCGAAGUGUUCACUUCGUUAGCAGGCGGUACACUUGCACAAGUCCAGCAGAUUGCCGUCAUGGGGAGCGUCCCCCAUCGUGACGUUGCCGUCGCAUUGGCUGUGCUGGCGCUCGUCACGGCCGUUGGCGGCGCCAUCGGUCAGAGCAUCAGCGGAGCAAUCUGGACGAAUACCCUUCCGGGAUUGCUCAGCAGCUACUUGCCUGAGGAGUUGAAGGCGAACUCGACUACCAUCUAUGGAGAUCUGGAGAUACAACUCAGUUAUGACUGGGGAAGCCCGGCGAGGGAAGCGAUUGUGGGGGCUUAUGGCGAAACACAGAAGUACAUGCUCAUUGCUUCGCUUGCCUCAGCGGCAGGUUCUUUGGUCUGGGUUUCCAUCCUGAAGAACGAGCGUCUGAGCGAUAAGCAGCAAACAAAGGGUGUGGUCUUCUGA